Molecule: messenger RNA, 2761 nt
Organism: Sander lucioperca (pikeperch)
Lineage: Eukaryota; Metazoa; Chordata; Actinopteri; Perciformes; Percidae
Product: leucine-rich repeat-containing protein 43
Exons: 12
Coding region: 246-2099 (617 amino acids)
Molecular function (GO): protein binding
Source: RefSeq, a predicted model, not a curated record
AAGGAUUUCAGAGUCAUAGCAUUUUUAGCUGCUACCCUUGCACUGAAGUCCUGACCGGAUGCAGUGUUCCUGGAGUGAGUCCCAGCUGUUGCCAGGCAACUGACAACCAUUUGUAAAUAAACACCAGAGACCUCUUCCCUGGAAGACUGACCAAAGCAAAAUGAGGUAUCAUUUCAUUUGGUAGCUAUUGUGUUUCUCUUAACAAAUCUAUGCAAAAUGUCCUACAGUAACAACUGUUGGUAGACAUGAGCUCAAACAAGCUUUCUGCUGUGUUAGAGGAGCAGAUUCACCGCCUGUGUCUAAAUGACUUUCCAUGUGGACAUGGCACCUGGAGAAAGACCAAAGACAGUAGAGAGGGAGCAAAGACAGAGGAGACAGACGCCCUCCUGGAUCUUCUAAGCUGCCCUCACUCUCCGUGGCAGCACGAUGAAUCAUGGAGCCCUCAAGCUCCGGCCCUGAGACAGCUGGCAGUGCUCACACCUGAACGCCUGCACACAGACUUCAUUUACAAUUACUUUAUUACAUUUCGCAUCGUGGACAAGGACGUAACAGUCAUCGAUGAUGGCCUGUUAAAGUUCUCAAAGCUGGAGGAAUUGGUGCUGAGUGCCAACAAAAUCUCAGACAUCCCUGCAGAAAACCUUCCCAGCACUUUAAAGAUUUUGGAGCUACGUGCAAACCAGUUGUCUGCUCUAAACAGUCUUAACAACAGCUUGCCUCCUCGCCUACAGUACCUCGGCCUCGGCUCAAACAGUCUGGGUUCCUAUGACGAUGUCUGUUAUCUUACAGGAAGACACUGGCCACAGCUGGUGUGUCUGGACCUAAGUGACUGUGAGUUUCAGGACCAGCAGUCCCUGCUGAAGGCCUUGAGCACGCUCCCCUGCCUCAGGACGCUGGUGCUGGAGGGAAACCCCUUCACUCUUGCUCCCUGCUACCCGGGUUUCACUGUGGACAGUCUCCCACAGCUCUCUUGUCUGGACGGCUCAUGGAUCUCCCCUGAGGAAAGACAUUGUUUUAGGGGCUUGGCCAAGAAGAGUGAUCUGAUAGUGGACCGGGCAUCAGCCACAGUGAGUGUGGGCAGGAUGAGAGGAAUCCCAGACCCACUGAUGAGUGUGGAUGAAAACGCUCCUGACUUCCCUGUUAUCACCUACAGCUAUUUUAUCACAUACGAGUUCCUUAGUCAUCAAACUGUUAACCUGGUGACGUAUCCUUCCUACACUUUUCCAGCUCUUUACAUGUCUAACUUCGACAGUGAGUGGAAAUUUGACGCUGCACAUGUAACAGAAGACUGCUUCAGUGAUGCUGACCUACAAUCAAACAAAAAUUGUGAAAAAGAAUCGUCCAAACCAGACACACAAGACUUGACGGUGUAUACUGGGGAAACCUGCCAUGAUUUUGCACAUGUGUCAAGACACAGCACAUCAAAGCUGACAUGGUCAGAGUGCAUGGCCUUCAGUGACACACAAACAUACAUUGUUAAUGAUCUGGGAGGCUUAAAGAGAUUCUUCAAUCAAGGACUUUAUCUUACGAUAGAGGAGGAAAAGGUCCUGUCAUGGCCUGCAGCCUCUGAAGACAUCCCAGUGGCCAAACCCAGCCAAACUGUAAAAGAGAAGAAAGGCGGGAAAGAGAAAGAAUCGCCAAUCAAAUCUGGUUCCACCAAAGACAAGUCAAAAGACAAAAAGAAGAAAUCUGUACCAGAGCUGGUCCAGGAUGCCCCCAUCAGAAGAGUCCUUGGCUCUGUCCACGUCCCCCUGCAAAGCCUGGUCAGAAGAGGUCAAAAGGUUGAGGUCCUCUGUGAACUUGCUGCUCUACACACUGAGUCUGAGGUGGAAGCUACACAAACACUUGAAAAGGAUCUGGGAAAGAAAACCAAAGAGGACAAGGAAUCAAAGCAGAGAGGAGGCAGCAGUACUAAACAGAAGAAUACAGCAACUUCAAAAGGCAAAGGAAAGGGAAGGAAAGAAUGCGAGGAGAUGGAUGUCCACACAGACAACUCUGUGUUCGCCCACCUAAAACUGAUGACUGUGGAGUUGAGUGUGGAGCUGGAGAAAUGGCAGUCUGCAUCUGAAGCUCAACUUCUGCUCCCACACCAAAACUCCUAAAGCAAACUUGGCUUGCUUACUUAUUUUCAGUUUGAGCUACUGUACACCGUGGAACCAUUUAUCUCCAAACCAGUCCAGUCCUAGUUCAACUCAAGAUGAUGCAAUUAUAAGGCGAGCACUGCAACAAGCUGAAUAGACAUGUAAAAGUGCAGUCUAAAACAUGCUGUCGAACCUUCCUUUAAUAGCGACUUUAAUGAUUGUGCAUUGCACCCAGUCAUAAACAUCAUAAGCAGUGUGAAUAGUGCUUUCAAAUGAACAAUCAAUACAGAGAUGUUUCAUUUUAAAUGUAUACAUAAAUUUAAUUUAUUUUAUACAGAUAUUCAAAACAUUUUCAAAGAAUUGCCUAUGUAUUUCAUUGUUUCAUACAGAGAGUAUCUUAAUUUCAAAGAAACCUUUUGGAAAGGCCAUUUCACUGGAACGGAAGGGUUACAGUAGGUGUGAAGUGCUUUAAGUUUCACCGCUUCUUUUUUUAAACAAUCACCCAUCAGUUCCUUCAUGAAGACCGUAAAAAAAGUUCCUAAAGCCAAACAGCCCUGGUCUACUCCAGGCAAGAGUGAGAAAAUCUCUCCCCUGCGAUUACCCUUCACAAAAUUACACACAUACCAUCAAACCUUUAAGUACAUAUAGUAUUUCCAGGCAUAAAAAAAUAAACUAUAGCUCAC